This is a messenger RNA of Capronia epimyces CBS 606.96, 2229 nucleotides long. Its product is annotated as murein transglycosylase. Gene Ontology annotation, molecular function: glucan endo-1,3-beta-D-glucosidase activity; 1,3-beta-glucanosyltransferase activity. The coding region runs from base 1 to 2229 and encodes 742 amino acids. The transcript is spliced from 2 exons. The record is from RefSeq and is a predicted model, not a curated record. Gene Ontology annotation, cellular component: fungal-type cell wall; extracellular region; cell surface. Lineage: Eukaryota; Fungi; Ascomycota; Eurotiomycetes; Chaetothyriales; Herpotrichiellaceae. Gene Ontology annotation, biological process: cell wall organization; carbohydrate metabolic process.
AUGUCCAGCGCAAGGAAUUUCUCCUUUGAAACUCAGGAUGAUCAUACCAUGAACAGUCAAACGCAAGAGCGACAGGAAUAUAAACCUCAGUACUACCAUCCAUAUCAUGACACCCCAUCUCGGGGUAUCAUUUCGCCUCCGCCCAGAUACACCUCAACAUCACCUCAACCUCCUCCGGUCACUGGUUCUCCUUCCACCUCGCCGCGCAGGCGUCCAAUCCCUUCGGAUUCCCAUCUUCUCGGCGAAUCGUCUGAUACAAGGGGCCGUCCAAGCCAUCCAGAAUACGACGACGUCCUUGCACCUCCACCCCCGCCUCACCGGGCCAGCCCGACCAGGCUUUCAAGGGAGGACUCUGGCUUCUCACAAUCUCACCAGCUCUACUCGGACACAAAUCCCAGAAUGGAGACCUUGAGGGGACAAUCGGCAGAAGAGGGGUUUGGCUCGGUGCCACGAGAUAUAGUAGACCGCAACCAUCUGGAAACUGGGCAAGACGCCAUGCGGUCAGUUCCUCAGUCCUAUUCCCCGUACGAUCGAGAUUAUCCUCGCGAGAUCAACCCAUACCGCCAGCAAGACACUCCCCCGCGCUUGCCCCAGAGAAGUUCGUACGGGUCUUCACUACCUCUUGCCGCUGGGGCCGCUACACCGGGCAACCUCACUCCCACUCCUUCCCUAGGUCCCACUUCGUCUGUCUUGUCUGGCAGAAGCAUUCCCUUGGAGGAGUACCAUUCGAAUUCCAGCCAUCCCGCAUUCUACUCCAACUAUCAAGAUUCGCCAUAUCAAAACCCGUACAACCCUAAUGCGAGCUCGGCAAACAUCAUGCACCAAGCCAGCAUCAACCCCAACAAUAUCCUUGAUGAUGGAGAUGAUGGCUUUAUGCAUGACCAACAACCGUCGAGCAAGAUGGUGACCGAUUCGAACUUGGGCAAUGCGGCCGCCAGCGCUGGAGGCGCUGGCGCUCUCAAAGGGUUGUUCGGCCGCAAAGCAAAGAACUACACUCCGAGCGGAACAUAUGACCCUGUUGGUGCAGGUUCAACCCCCGAGAAAAGUGAGUGGUUGUCACGACAGACAAAGGGAAGGCGGAAAAUGGUAUGGGUGGGAGUCGGAAUCGGAUUGGUGAUUGUCAUCGCCAUAGUUGCCGGUAUCGUUGGCGGUGUUCUUGGAACUCGAGACUCUGACGAUUCGAGCGGUUCGUCAAGCGGCGACACCAACAACGCAAACUCUGACACGGCAGCUAAUGGUGAUCUUGGAAAGGAUUCUGCAGAGAUCCAGGCUUUGAUGAACAACAAGAAUCUGCACAAGGUUUUUCCUGGUAUGGAUUAUACACCUUGGGGCACACAGUAUCCUCUGUGCCACACCUACCCUCCGUCUCAGAACAACGUCACUCGAGACAUGGCCGUGCUUUCACAGUUGACCAAUGCCGUUCGUCUUUAUGGCACCGACUGUAAUCAGACCCAGAUGGUCCUCCACGCCAUUGACCGACUGGAGUUGACGGACAUGAAGGUGUGGAUGGGCGUGUGGAUUGACACCAACCAAACGACGACCAAUCGGCAAUUGGAUCAAAUGUACAAAAUCCUCGCAGACACCAAGGAUCUUUCCAUUUUCAAAGGCGUUAUUGUCGGCAAUGAAGCCCUGUACCGUGCGGGCGAGGACAAAUCCCAAUCAGAACAGGAACUCAUUGACAUCCUAAAGGACGUCAAGUCUCAAUUCAAGACCAAAAGCUACGAUCUUCCCGUUGCAACGUCGGAUCUGGGUGAUAACUGGAACGGCCAGCUCGUCCAGGUUGUUGACUAUGUCAUGUCCAACAUCCAUCCAUUCUUUGCUGGAGUCACCGCUGAAGUGGCCUCCAGUUGGACCUGGGAUUUUUGGCAGACCCACGAUGUUGUCUUGACACAGAGCUUGCCUGACGUUAAACAAAUCAUCAGCGAGACUGGGUGGCCAAGUUCGGGAGGGAAGGAUUGCGGUGGAAGUGAUGGAUCGUGUGCUUCUGGGCAGAGCGGUGCCGUGGCCAGCGUGGACAACAUGAAUACCUUUAUGGAGACUUGGGUGUGUCAGGCGUUGGAAAACGGAACGGACUACUUUUGGUUUGAAGCAUUCGACGAGCCCUGGAAAGUGAUCUACAAUACCGACACGCAGCAGUGGGAGGAUAAAUGGGGUCUAAUGGAUCCUGGACGGAAUUUGAAAUCCGGACUACAGAUUCCUGACUGUGAUGGGAAAACCGUCGGAUCGUGA